AUGAUCCACGACGUGGCUGGAGCUCGUGCGGCUGCACUGCCGGUGGUCUUCGUGGCGGGAGGCAUUGAGCACCAGGAGCUGGGCAUCGAGCCGGGGCAGACGCCCACGCCGGACGCCUUGCUGCGUUUGGCCGAGCGGUAUGGCAUCCAGCCGCUCGUGUGGGAGCGACUGCAAUGGCUUUUGGAGCCGCUACUUGCGCGAGAUGUGGAGCGACAGGUCUUACACCUGGGCAACGGCAACUCGCCCCUGCCGGAGGAGAUGUUCGAUGCCGGCUAUGUCCAGCAGACUGCCGUGGACAUCUCAGAGGCUGCUAUGACCCACAUGGAAGCUCGAAACCGUGGCUGCCGACCUUCCAUUGUUUGGAAGGCUGCAGACUGCCGAAGAUUGGACAUUCCCAGCGAUAGCUUCCCAUUGGUGGUGGACAAAAGCACUCUGGACGCCUUUUUCUGUCAUGACCAGCACGCGUUGGCCAUCAUGGAGUUUGUGAAGGAGGCCUUCCGAGUCACUGCGGUGGGCGGAGCCUUGAUCUCGGUCAGCAUGCACCGCCCCAAGUCGGUGCUGCCUUGGCUGCGCCACAAGGCCUUCGCGUGGAAUGUCACCACGAUCCCCAUCGAGGAUGGGCAGCCGAGCGCCCGCGCCCGGCCCAGGUGUCAUGCAUACAUUUGUGGCCCCAAGCGCUGUGAGGCCCAGAAGUCCUUGGAGGUGCAUUGGCCCCGGCUCUACGCGCAGGUCACUGAACAUCCAGAUUCUGACCUUUCAAGCUCCAGUGCAUCCGAGGACUCAGAUGAAGCGAGGACUGGCGAAGCUGUUCCACUUGAGGAGAUCUGGAGUGAAAAAUAUCGCGGGAGCGAGUGGGACGUGUUCAGAUCAAAGCGACGUGUAUAUAGCGACAUUGGGAUUUUAGAUGUUCAUGGUAGGCGGUAG
This is a messenger RNA of Durusdinium trenchii, 924 nucleotides long. The record is from the annotation of a GenBank genome assembly. Lineage: Eukaryota; Dinophyceae; Suessiales; Symbiodiniaceae.